CUUGCUUUGUGUCGUCGUGCUCCACGCGGGAUAUACUGACUCGUGGGGCUAGGGUUGUCUCUCUGCGUAUAAAAAGCUAGGGUCUUCCCCUGACAGGAUGUGGGAUCGUCGUUGAGUUUUGAUUCAGUGGUGUUCUGCUUUGGGAAAUUUCAAAUGGCUCUGUCGCAGAAAGAAGCUGAGGCGACUACUUCCUCGCCGCCAUUGUCGUCGACGGCCUCGUCGGAUCGUGACGAGAACUAUGAAUUUUAUAAACAGCACCAGGGGCUGGAAUAUACCCCGGAAGAGGCGAAAAAGGUGCUUCGGAAGAUCGAUUUUCGGUUGAUCCCGUUGAUGUUUGUGAUUUAUAUGCUGCAGUAUCUGGACAAAAACAGCAUCAACUUCGCAUCCGUUUAUGGUCUCAAAGAAGGGACACAUAUCACCGGGUCACAAUAUUCUUGGCUUGGCUCGAUAUUCUAUUUCGGAUACCUCAUCGCGCAGUGGCCAGCUGGACUCGCUCUGCAGAAACUUCCCCUUGGAAAGGUACUCAGCAUAACCACCCUCGUUUGGGGUGCACUCCUAAUGACAACCCCAGCAUGUCACAACUUCGCCGGAAUCGCAACCAAUCGAUUCUUGCUCGGUUUUGUCGAAGCCAUAGUCAACCCUGGCUUCGUCUUGAUGAUGAGCAUGUGGUACACAUCAAUUGAGCAGCCGCUACGACUGGAGGCUUACUACUGCACUAAUGGUAUUGCCACGAUGUUUGGAGGUCUUAUCGGGUACGCCGUCGGACACAUCACGACUGGUCUGCCGCGGUGGAUGUAUGUGUUCCUCAUUUUCGGCGCGUUUUCCGUCGCGACUGGUGUCAUCGCCUUGCUUCUAUUCCCGGAUCUCCCCUCGACCGCAAAAUUCUUGAACGAGCGCGAAAAAGCCAUUGCGGUUGAGCGAGUCGCCAUCAACCGACAAGGCGUGAAGAACAACAAAUUCAAAUGGUAUCAGGUGUGGCAGGCCGCGCGGGAUCCUAAGACCUGGUUGCUAUUCAUUAUGGCUGUUGGCGCUCAGGUUCCGAACUCAGCUCUCACCAGCUUUACCUCAAUUAUCGUCAAAUCUUUCGGCUUCGACACUCUGGGUACCCAAUACCUACAGAUCCCUGGUGGUGCGGUGCAAUUCCUGGCUCUCCUGAUCGGCGGCAUCGUCGCCACCAAAUAUGGCGACAAAUUCCACUCUCGAAGCGCUUGCAUGAUUGUCGCUAACACGAUUUGCAUCCUGGGAUCCGGCCUUCUAGUUGGAUUGCCAGACUCGAAUAAGUGGGGCCGCUUGGUCGCUCUCUGGCUCUGUUAUUUUCAGGGGUUGGGUUUCAGUAUGAGCUUGACGUUCGUUAGUUCUAAUAUUGCCGGUUAUACAAAGAAGCAAGUCACCGGUGCCUUGUUGUUCACCGGUUACUGCGUCGGAAACAUCAUCGGUCCACAGACGUUCGGUGAUAACGAGGCACCGGGCUAUCAUAGUGCUUAUAUUGCGAUGUUGGUGGGAUACUCCGUCAAGCUGGUCUCCAUCACCGCGCUCUACCUGUACAUGUAUUUCGAGAACAAGCGCAGAGACCAAGCUGCACUGGACGAGAAUAGCGAAGAAGCAGAGGGCAUUGAGAAUGGAAUGCUGGACCAAACAGAGAUUGAUAACAAGGCAUUCCGCUAUGUUCUGUAGAGCUUGGCCAAGCUUUAGGAACCUAAUUGUAUAUAAUGAUCCCUGGAUUGUG
Messenger RNA from Aspergillus steynii IBT 23096, 1726 nucleotides. RefSeq names its product putative MFS transporter. The transcript has 8 exons. NCBI's taxonomy places the organism in Eukaryota, Fungi, Ascomycota, Eurotiomycetes, Eurotiales, Aspergillaceae. The coding region runs from base 154 to 1674 and encodes 506 amino acids. Gene Ontology annotation, cellular component: plasma membrane. The record is from RefSeq and is a predicted model, not a curated record. Gene Ontology annotation, biological process: transmembrane transport; tripeptide transport; allantoate transport. Gene Ontology annotation, molecular function: allantoate transmembrane transporter activity; dipeptide transmembrane transporter activity.